AUGGCUGAGUGGAGAUCACAGUUCCAAGGGACUGCCUGGAUUGGCAGACCAAGUGUGAAGCUCUACUUUGAUGACAUCUUUCCUGAGAUGGAUAGCUUCGGGAGAAACUUCUGUCUAAAUUUCCUUGUAGCAUUCUUCACUAUAAUUGGGCAUGCAGGAUGUGGAAUUUGUCAUCUACAAUCUUCUUGGGUUCUCCAUCUUCAUAGCCAAACAAGGAACAAUUCUAUUGUUAAGAUCAAGAAGAUAGAAAACACAACGAAUAGGCAAGUUACGUUCUCAAAACGAAGAAAUGGGCUCAUCAAGAAAGCUUAUGAACUGUCUGUUCUAUGUGAUGUGGAUGUUGCACUCAUCAUGUUUUCCCCCUCCGGAAGAGCUAGCAUUUUCUCCGGAAGUAGAAGUAUCGAAGAAAUUAUCUCACGAUACAUAAAUCUUCCGGAGCAUGAAAGGGGAAGAUUGCAGAACCAAGAGUACCUCGAAAGGGCGUUGGGAAGGUUAAAAAGCGAAGCGCAAGAUCACCAAAUUCAGAACCAAGCAAGUCCAUCGAGCGGGGAUUCACAACUUGAGGAAAUUCAACAAGAGAUCGUCCGCUGCAAAUCCCAUAUGAUAGAAAUGGAGAAGCGGCUCAGGAUAUUUGAAGGGGAUCCUUCUGAAAUUUCAACAUUGUCUGAGGCCGAGUAUCGGGAACAAAUGCUUGAGGAGACUUUAAGGCAUGUUCGUCUGCGCAAGCACGUUCUAGAGAAGUACAACUCUGCCAAUGCACAGUCAACUUCACAGGUUGCUUUGCCUUCUGAGACGAUAAACGUUAACAUGGUUGCACCAAACUCAGGCAACAUAUUCGACUGGCUUCCACCAAGAGAUCCACAAGUACAAAUAAUGAAUUUCAUGAACUUUGGUGGGCUUCUUCCCGCGAGCAGGCAAAAUGAGCAAGUGAACCGAGCUAAUGUGAUGGAGCCUGAUAAUAACAGUGUUAAUGUUCAACGAGCUGAGUUUGGACAAAUGUUCGAUAUGAACUUAUCCCCUUGGACACAAUUCUAUGGUAGCGGAAAUGGCCAGAUGGCGAUGGCACAACAUGGAGAACGGCCAUACAGUCAGACUUUCCUGCCGCCGUUUUCACCAUAAAUCAAAAUCAUAGUUUAAGUUUGUGUUAAUGCUCCUAUAAAACUCCUAGUUGUCGUGUUUGCGCUUUUUAUAUUUCUCUAUCGGAUGUUGAACUCUUAGCUAUAUAUAUAUGUUAUGUUAA
Helianthus annuus (common sunflower) is the source of this 1240-nucleotide messenger RNA. RefSeq names its product agamous-like MADS-box protein AGL104. The record is from RefSeq and is a predicted model, not a curated record. Gene Ontology annotation, molecular function: DNA-binding transcription factor activity, RNA polymerase II-specific; RNA polymerase II cis-regulatory region sequence-specific DNA binding; protein dimerization activity. The coding region runs from base 1 to 1119 and encodes 372 amino acids. Lineage: Eukaryota; Viridiplantae; Streptophyta; Magnoliopsida; Asterales; Asteraceae. The transcript has 13 exons. Gene Ontology annotation, biological process: positive regulation of transcription by RNA polymerase II.